Messenger RNA from Phalacrocorax carbo (great cormorant), 5080 nucleotides. Lineage: Eukaryota; Metazoa; Chordata; Aves; Suliformes; Phalacrocoracidae. The record is from RefSeq and is a predicted model, not a curated record.
UGUUGGUAUCCCAAAGAAGGAGGCCGCUGUAAUGUCAUCACUUUUUCCCCAUAGGACACACGUGGAAAAUGGUGAAGAGCAGAUGUUAAUGGCAGAAGAUCGUGGGCCUGAUUUGAUUCAUCCUCAGGAUUUUGGGAGGCAAUGCAGAAGCAGUUUAGCAAAUUAUCACUGCAAGGAGGAAAGAGAACACCUGAUAGCCCAUGAGAGUCUGGAUUAUUUGCCUUCACACAGUAACGUUUAUAAGAAGUGGCUACAAGAGAAAACAUAUGGAAAAGAGUGGGAUCGAUGGCUGCUGAUGGGGCUAAUUGGAACAGCAGUUGGGAUGCUGGGGUUUUUGACUCAUCAGAUAAUUGACUCUCUCAUCAAAUUGAAAUGGGACCUGGUGGGAAAUUACCUACAGGAUGGCAACAUCCACAUGACCUGGCUGUGUGUGCUCGGCUCCGGGCUGGCCAUGGUGUUUCUCUCUUCAGGCUCAGUGCUGUUCUUUUGCCCAGCAGGGUCACCGUCUGGCUUGCCAGAAAUCAUUGGGUAUUUGAAUGGCACUUCUAUUCAACAUCUUUUCAACAUCAAGACCUUUUUAGGGACGUUUGUCUCAUGCGUGCUGGCUGUAGCCUCUGGGCUUUUCUGUGGGCCAGAAGGUCCCAUGAUCCAUUUGGGUGCUCUCCUGGGUUGUGGCCUGAGCCAGCUGCAGUCGGACACCCUUGGCAUCCACCUCCCGAUCUUCACCAAGUUUCGGAAUUCAGUUGAUAAGCGCAGUUUCAUUACAGCUGGCGCGGGAGCAGGGAUAGCUUCGGUAUUUCGUGCCCCCAUUGGUGGGCUCUUGUUCACGUUAGAAGAAGUGUCUUCAUUCUGGGACAUCAGGCUGGCCUGGCAAACCUUCUUCUGCUGCUUGAUGGCUACCUUCACCACGGAUUUACUGUCCUCUUCUCUCUAUGGAUUUGUUUACAGAGGUCAUUUUGGAUUUUUUGAAGCAGAGAAAAGAAUUAUAUUUUGGGUUAAGAACUUGCUGGAUAUGAAUGUCUUGGCCUUCGUUCCGACCAUCUUCCUUGGAAUGCUUGGUGGUCUUCUGGGAGCACUCUUUGUUUCCCUAAAUAUAAAGAUUAAUAAAUUACGUAUGCAGUUCUUUAAUUCAAUUCCAAAAUUAUCCCUUAGAAAAACAAGCAAGCUAUUGGAAACUGUGCUCAUCCUUGUAUGUACGACGACUGUUACAACGUACUUACCGUAUUUCUUUCCUUGCACUCCAGUCAUGAGCGUGAGAAACUACCAGCUGAGAAACAGCUCAGGAAUCAUAAAUCAGUUCAAGAGGGAAAUUUCAAAAUAUACCUGUUCAUCAAACACAUGGACUGGCCCCGAUGGAGUCAGAUAUUCUAAUCAAACUUUCAAUCAAGCUGCUGCACUUCUAGUUGAAAAUGGGAAGCAAGGGAUCACAUAUCUUUUUAAGCGUGGGACUCAUGAAGAGUUUGGAUACACAUCCCUCUGCACUGCUUUGGCAUUUUAUUUCAUCCUCAGCUGUUGGACAGCAGGUUCUGCUGUUGCCAGUGGCCUGGUUAUUCCUAUGCUGUACACAGGAGCUUUGUAUGGCAGGAUAAUUGGUUUGAUCCUUGUUUCCAUUUUUGGUGUUCCAACUAAUGAAUACGGAGCAUGGAUUGAUCCAGGUCUCUUUGCUGCCAUUGGAGCUGCUUCCUUUUUCAGUGGUGUGUCAAGACUAACCAUCUCCCUCACUGUGAUAAUGGUAGAGAUCACAAAUGAUGUCCAGUCCUUGCUACUGAUAAUGCUGGCUGUCAUGGUGGCCAAGAUGGUUGGCGACUUGUUCAAUGCAUCGCUGUACAGUUCCCUCCUGAAGCUGAAAUGCAUUCCUUACUUGGAUGUGGAACCUUUUGCUCAUCACAGGAGAAAACGGUUGAACCUGGAAUUGUUCUCUGCCAGGGACGUCAUGGAGCCUGGCGUCAGAGUCCUUCACCUGAAGGAAAGCAUUGCUUCCUUGGCUCAGCUUCUUGCAAGUACAAGCCAUGGCGGAUUCCCAGUGGUUUGCAGGCCCAAGCCAGACCAUGCAGAGGUGUUCCAGGGAACUAUUAAAAGGUUAGAGCUGUGCAUGCUGCUGGAGAAUGAGCACCUCUUUGAACCAGAGACAAAUGAUGAGUCUUUUUCCUCCUCUCAUCUUCUCUCCUAUCAGAAGAUAACAGUGGAGAAGCUGCCCAAUCUGUCGCGCCUAACCAUGCUGCUGAAUCGCUACGCUACAGAUCCCCGGUAUCAGCAACUCUUCAUCAAUCUGGAGCCAUACAUAAACAAAUCUGCAAUGUCAGUUCAAGCUCAUUUCUCACUGCAACGCACCUACAUCAUCUUUCGCACCCUGGGCCUGCGCCACCUCACUGUUGUCGACCUGCAGAACCGAGUAGUUGGGGUGAUCACCAGGAAGGACCUGAUGCCUUUGCCACUGGAGAUGAGGCUGAGGCUCCAGCUGGCACCACAGAAUCCUGAUGCAGGUGAUCAACCCCUGGAUUCAAGGCUAUGGAUGCAUUCUUAGGCUUUGUUACUUCUUUUUGAGCCCAUGCUCUUCUUCAGGGAAAAAAAUCAGAGCUUUUCCACUUGAUCCCUUCUGGAGAGAGAUGCUUAAAAGCUGUUGUACGUAGACAUGUGGGAUUGUAGCCCAGAGCUAUGUCUCUUCAGCUGUUUGGUGACUGCAAAAUUAAUUAGUUUAAAUGUUUGUGAGACAAAAUAAGAAUUCACGUGUUUAUGGAAGAUGUACAUAAAAUCAGAUGUGAAGGAUGGAUGUCAAGAAUGCUUUUUGUCGCACUGUGUCUACGCCUCCCAGUGAAAAAAUGUCAUAACCAUUAACAGCAGUUAUGUUGUCAAAACUUUCAGUGAGGACUAAAUCUUCAACCUCUAAUUAUCUGCCUAUUAAAAAGGAGAAUGUUUCCAUAUCAGUGUCUUUUUGUUGUAAUACGUAUGCUUAACUGAAAGGAAACACUGCCUUGAGAGAGGUGGGCCACUGAGAGGAACAAGGGAUUGGCCAUUCUUAUUGGCCUACCUGUAUUAGAAAUGGAAAGGGAGGAUUGUAUGUAAGAAAGAUAACGCCUGUGGGGCUCCUGCCAAAUUCCCUUCACACUUCUCCAUGGGAAACUUGAUAUGCUCUUCUGUUGCCUACAUUUCUUUCAAUUUCUGCAACUCCUAGAACAGGCUUUCUUUCUCUCCUUCCACCUGAUACAAUAACAUUCUUAGUUAAGUUCUUGUGCAGUGAAGUAUGGGGCAAAUUCUAAUCAUGGGGAAGCAACAUGAGAAAUUGUGGGAGUAGUUUUUGUGUAUAUAGCGGCGUAUCUACACACUGAGCACAAAUUAAAUACUUUGUGAUUUUGGAGUCAUACAGUGUUUGAAACCUUGGAAAAUGUUGUCUGUUAAUAAAUUAAUGUGAACAUAUUUUUGGAAAAAGAUGCUUUUAGAUUUCAUUCUAUGACUUUGUAAUUGAUGUUUAAUUUUGUUCUGUUAAAUACCAGAGGGAUUCCCACAGAUUUGGAUAUUAAAAUCAAACAUGUACAAAGGAAUCCACCACUAUUAAUAUUGUUAUAAUGAAUACCAAAGAAAACUAGUAAUAAUUUACUGGUUAUAAAAACAUGCCAAAAUUCCUGAAAGUGCAUUUCUGGCAUUUUAAUCAUGCAGCUUUGAGUCUCUUAUGAAUCAAAGAUUUGUUGGAUUUUCCCAUUUUCCCUGCUGGAUCUUGUCUUUAUUAUCAAUAAUGUUGCUUUUUUAGCACGCCAGAGAAUGCACAGCACUUUAAAACUUAAGUGUCCCGUCAACGCAGAUAGCUGGCAGCCCACAAACUUAUGAAGGUAUAUGAGAAAGGUUCUUUAAAUGGUCAGUUAAAAUACGUCAUAUGCAGGGUGAGAAAUGCUUUGCAAAUCAUCCAUCCAAGAGACAGGGAGGUGGAUGUUUAUUUAGAUCCUGUUACAGUUAGUAAUCUUUUGUUCAUUAGUGCAUCACUAAGGUCAUUGUCACUAUUGAUCUAUGCCUCGCCUACCUGAAAAACGCAAAGUUUUUCUUGAAGGAAUUCAUGUUUGUGUGCUAGCAGAACAAGAGAUCUAAUCUAGAAACCCGUUGUGAUUUCCCCUUAAGGCAGUGAGAAUCUCUUCUCUUGAUAACCAAAUCUGAACAACCUUGCUGUGAAUUUGCAUUUUUGGUUCAAAGCCCAUUGCUGAUUUCCUUUUCCUUGAUUUAUUGGGUACACAAAGUAUCAGCUUUCUAAGACCUGAGUAAUGUAAUUUCUUUUUGCCUACAGUAUCUGUGGCUAAAUGACUCAGUACAAGCUGUAGCUGGGUGUACUUUGCAGAGUAUGAGGGCUAGAGACAGCCAGGAUAUCUGUAACUUGUUACACAACUUUGAACAGGUCACUUAAAUGCUUGGCAUGUCGUUUACUCUGCCCUUAAAGUUGGAACAGUGAUAUGGAUCCACCGUAGUUACUGUGAAGAGUACAUGUGCAAAAGAUAUUAUAGGAAUAGAAACUGUUUAUAAUAACAUUUUGUGCAGGCCAGUUGUAAAAAGCAGUGUGGGACUAGGUUCUGCCCCCCAGUAACAAGUGUAAUUUCUAAGGAAAAGUUCACACAAUUUACGUGGAACUUCUUGUAACUGUGUUGUGAGCUGCAUGUGGGAUGGCAUGCUGCAUUUUUCCAUACAUAAUUACCUAGUUCCAUUGCUACAUGGGGUUUUCUGUAAUAUAUGUGUGUCCUGAAGACACACAAAAUGGAAUCCCUCCUAGCACUUCCUAAAACAGGUGGGUCCCUUAUAUUCUGGACUCCAGUGUCAAAUCCAUCUCAUCACAAACCGUAAUAGGUCUCUAAGGCACGGCAGUAACAAGUAGUCAUAUCAUUUGACCCUUUGGCACAAGAUACUUCUGUUUUAAUUCUUGUCUGCUUGUAGUGAACAGUAAAUGUUCUGCUAUUUCUUCACUCGAUUUGAACUAAAGACUUGGUAGUUAAAGAUGCUAUUUUUAUAUGAAAUACAGUUUGUUUAUGAAUUUUCACAGUUUCUGAACACAAAUCUCUGUGACAGAUACAAAGGCUUCACAAUAAAAUUCAAGCCAUUGGCAUUA